GAUGGACAUCAGCGCGCGUGAGAGCGGCGGGGCGGGGGGGAGGCAGAAUGACCAGGCGCUAGGACCGCCGUUCGAGCGGCGCGUAAAUCCUAGCGGAGCGCGUCUCGUUCACGCGCUCACAGAAGCCGCUGCUCGGCGCUCGAGCGCAUCACCGGCGGCGGAGGCUGCACGUUCUGCCGCGGUGCGGACGGCGCCGUCCUCCGUAUGGGCUCAGCAUGCGUAGGAUACGCGCCAACGCCAUCGCGAUCCUGACGGUCGCGUGGAUCCUGGGGACGUUUUAUUACCUGUGGCAGGACAACAAGCCCCCGUCGACGCCGGCGGCGGCGUGGCAGUCCCGCGGAAGGGGCCACGGGCAGAAGGUGGGGGCCGCACCGGGGCGCCUGGAGAUCCACCCGAACGACGGGACCCUCCCUUUAAUAGUGAGUCAGCCCCCCCCACCCGAGCCGCAGGGCCAGCUGCUGGGGGGCUUCGACGAGAAGGCCUACCUGUCCGCCAAGCAGCUGAAGGCGGGGGACGACCCGUACAGGGAGCACGCCUUCAACCUGCAGGAGAGCGACCGGCUGGGCGGGGAGCGCGCCAUCCGGGACACCCGACACUACAGGUGUGCCGCACUGAGCUACGAUGCAGACCUUCCCUCCACCACCGUCAUCAUCACCUUCCACAACGAAGCCCGCUCCACCCUCCUUCGCACCGUCAAAAGCGUCCUGAUGAGAAGUCCUCCGUCCCUCAUCCAAGAAGUCCUCCUGAUCGACGACUUCAGCUCGGACCUGGAGGACUGCCAGCUGCUGGCCCAGAUCCCAAAGGUGCGCUGCCUGAGGAACAGCCGCAGAGAAGGUUUGAUCCGAUCGCGAGUGAAAGGAGCGAAUUCGGCCUCCGCCCCCAUCCUGACCUUCCUGGACAGCCACUGUGAGGUGAACACGGACUGGCUGCAGCCCAUGAUCCAGCGCGUCAAAGAGGAUCACACCCGUGUGGUCAGCCCCAUCAUCGAUGUCAUCAGUCUGGAUAACUUCGCCUACCUGGCUGCUUCAGCGGACCUAAGAGGAGGCUUCGACUGGAGUCUCCACUUUAAAUGGGAGCAGAUUCCUAUAGAGCAGAAAAUGGCGAGGAGCGACCCCACCCUCCCCAUAAGGACUCCCGUCAUCGCCGGCGGCAUCUUCGUCAUGGACAAGAGCUGGUUCAACCACCUGGGCCAGUAUGACACCCACAUGGACAUCUGGGGGGGCGAGAACUUUGAGCUCUCAUUCCGAGUCUGGAUGUGUGGAGGAAGUCUGGAGAUUCUCCCCUGCAGCCGUGUGGGUCACGUGUUCAGGAAGCGACACCCGUACGACUUCCCUGAGGGCAACGCUCUCACCUACAUUAAGAACACCCGGCGGGCCGCAGAGGUGUGGAUGGAUGAGUACAAGCAGUUCUACUACUCAGCUCGGCCGUCGGCUCAGGGAAAGGCCUUUGGCAGCAUCACUGAGCGUCUGUCCCUGCGGCGGAAACUGAACUGCAAGCCUUUCCGUUGGUACAUGGAGAACGUUUAUCCUGAGCUCAGGGUUCCGGAGCAGGCGGCUGUGGCCAGCGUCCUGAAACAAGGCGGUCUGUGUUUGGAGAACCGCAGAACCGAUGGACUCAUCCUGACGGAGUGCCGAAGCAUCGGAGUCAGCAGGCCGUCAUCGCAGAAAUGGGAGCUGGUGGAGCCGCUGAUCCGGCAGCAGGAUCUCUGCCUCGCCAUCUCCACCUUCUCUGCCGGGUCAAAGGUCAAGAUGGAGCUCUGCAAUGCCAAGGAGCCCCGACAGGUGAGAGCAGUGAAGCCCCCUGACCUUCGUCUGCCUCUGGAAGGUCAUUCCACCUCCAAUCCACAGCAGACAAACAGGAGUCGCUGUUUUUUCUAGUUUCCAGAGUCUGUCUGGAUGUUCCUCCUUGAUCCAGAACGCCUUGAAAGGCGUCUUCAUGCCGUUUCAGUGGUCCUCCAUGUGUCAGUCACAGCGAGCUGGACACUUUUCAACCUCAGUCACGCAAACCGGCAGCUUCCUGCUCUGGUGCUGUUCUGCAGAACACGGACCAGACUGACGCAGAACCGGAUCCUGCCGUCAAAGUGCUUCUUCUCAGGAGGGAGGAAGACGAAAAGAGGCUAAUUUCUGUAUACUUUGGAAAAAGGCUUUAAAGAACAAACUCUUCUGUAUCUCACAAGCUCAGAUCAGUAAAUAUUCCAGAUGUCGUUCAUACAGACAAGUAUAUAAAGACUCAGCAGAGUUUUUUAAACAGGUGAGCCUCUCUGCCCAUCCGGCCUUAGAGCAGCACGGGGGGUCAUGGAUGCAACCCCCCCUUAAGAUCUGCCCCUUUCCUUAAACACCCUGUGAGAUGCCUCCAUCCGAACCUUUUCAUCCCAAAACAUCUGAGGACAUUUUAUAGCAGCUUCACUGGAACCGUCUGAGCAGACGCAGUGCUGACGUCCGUCUGCGCAGCCGGCGGCACAAACACGUCUGCCUCAGUGGGCAGCCGGGGGCACUUUCCCUGGGAUUUUCAGAUUAACCCCUCCCUCACCUCCAAGCUUAGCGCUCAGCCCUUGUCUUUAGUUCACCUCUUAUCCCCUCAGACCGUCGGCUAAAAACGGGAACGCUCCGAGCGGAGCUGCUGGUCUGCCGACAGACACCGCGCUCUCCUCUCGUCAGACCGGCUGCAGAAACAUCUGGAGGCUGGAAUCAUCCGGUCCACCCGGGACGAAGCCAGAGAGCCUCGUGGUUUAAUGCAGAAAAGCUUAACUCACUGUGGAAACGUCUCCUUAAACCUUUUAAAAACAAGUUUAAAAGGGUUUCAAUCAAAGGUUCUCAUUUUUCUAAAUAGUAUUUUAGCACAGAAGGAAACAUUCUCAUAAGUCUGUGAUAGUUUGCACAUUUCUACUUGAGAACCAUUAAAGUAUUUUUAAC
Oryzias latipes (Japanese medaka) is the source of this 2912-nucleotide messenger RNA. NCBI's taxonomy places the organism in Eukaryota, Metazoa, Chordata, Actinopteri, Beloniformes, Adrianichthyidae. The record is from RefSeq and is a predicted model, not a curated record.